Carya illinoinensis is the source of this 3388-nucleotide messenger RNA. RefSeq lists its product as uncharacterized. Bases 257 to 2647 code for a protein of 796 amino acids. The transcript is spliced from 16 exons. The record is from RefSeq and is a predicted model, not a curated record. NCBI's taxonomy places the organism in Eukaryota, Viridiplantae, Streptophyta, Magnoliopsida, Fagales, Juglandaceae.
UGAACAAAAAUCUCCCAUUCGUAGGGAGGAUCAGCAUCGUAAGACAUAUUCCUUAUCCUAAAAUUCUACUUCCAGAACAAACGUGACACCUUCCCAACCCCAACCGUUAGUUCUCUUCACUGGUAAGGUUGGUUUCCUAUAUUUUGGACAUUCGACAUCGUACGUAGCCCGAGCACAACUGGUUGGGAGACUGCGAGUCACGCCACUCUGAACAUUCCUCUUCCUAUUUUUGAAUUUCAGUUGGAGUUCGCUUCUGAUGUCUGUUCCUUGGCGAGCUUUCAGCAGCCUCGGCGCUCUCUCAAUGCCACACCGUUCUUUCGCGGCGCCUUACUCCGAAUUUAGAUUUCGUUGUUCUUCUAUGGCUGGAUAUCAAGAAACGUCCACGGAGCCCUUCGAUAUGGAGCCCAGAAGUGAGAUGAUCAAACCUAAACGAAGAAAGAUGAAGAUGGAAAAACCGAACGAUUUUGUUCCGAGAAAGGACGAGCAAGAACAAAAUAAAAAACAAGGAGAAGAAGAAGAGGAACGAAUUUCUAUUUCAAAAUUACAAGUGCCAAGGCAAAAGUACAUCCCCGUUUCAAAGGCCGAGCUGUUAGACGCCAUCGUUUCGAUGAUGUUCGAGUCGCAGAAAGAUGGAGAUGAUUCUCAUGAGUUUCUUCUUCUCUCAUCGUGCUUGGACUCCAUUGUUCAUGCUGAACACAAAAUAAUUCUAGAAGAAAUGCGUACUGAUUAUUUCUUUGCUCAUUCAACGGGGAAAGAAGAAACAUUUAAUGAGGGUUCAGAUAGUUCAGACAGACAAUCUGUUACCAAUGAGGAGGAGUUGGACAAUGCUGGAGAUGGCAUUAAUGGAGUUGGUAGCUUGGAGGGAUAUGAGAAUGAAGAUAUUGAACUUGACACACCUAUAUCAUUCAUUCAUGGUCUGGACUUGAGAAAUCUGUUGGGCUCUUUGGACAAAAAUGUAAAGAAAUAUUCUGAUAGUGGAUCCAGAUUCCAUCUCUUCUUUCAACCCAUGUUUAUGAACUUUUGGCACAGUCAACUCCAUAGAUUAAUGAUUACGACAACAAUGGCCACAGCAAUGGCUUUGGCUACGGUUCACACAGAUGCAGGAGAAGAAAAGAGAAAGAGAAGGGAAUGGCUCACACCAUUUCGUAAGGCAGUUGCGAUUGCCACUCGUUUCCAGCGUAAUUUCAUGCAACUUCUUUAUGAUGCCCAGUUUGAAGAGCUAUCAGCCAGGGAUCUGAUGUUGACAUCUGCCCUCAACACAGAUUAUCUCCUUACUUUACCAAUAUAUGUUGAUUGGAAGAAAGCAUCUGAAUCCAACGCAAUAAUAUUCAGGCGGGGAUAUGCAACUGAGAGGCAGAAGGGCCUCCUUAUUGUGGAAAAACUUGAUUACAUACAGUCAAAACUUCUGCGAGGACUUUUCUUCAUAAUAUCCAAGCCGUUAGGGAAACUUGGCAGCUGGAUAGAUGAGGCACUCAAAGUUGCCAUCCAGACACAAGAAGUACAAGAGUGGACAAAGAGAAUGAAGCUUUGGCUUGAAGAACUUUCAGUCUUUCCGCAAUUAUUACGUUAUAGUCAAAAUGCUUCUGAUGAUCUGCCUGGAGUACAGCAAUUAUCAGACAGGGACCUUCCUAUUUGGCUAGCAGCACAGAGGGCAGUAAGUCGUUACGAAGGGAUUUUGUCACCAGUUGGUCCCCGUGGAAGACUCCUGAGAAAAUUGCUUUCAUGGAUUGGAGUAAUCCCGGCUACACCUGAAGUGCCAUAUGAGAGUGAUAGUGAUAGUAAUGCUUCCGAACCUUACAAGAGGCCUAUUUUUUUGUCAAGGAUAUCACUUAGUGAUAUCUGGAGACCAGCUAAAAGGAAAUACUGUGGCAACAAUUUCUGGAAGAUGUUUCAAACUUCCAUUUCUAUUCUUUUCUCACAGUCAAUUCUCCAGGAGCCAGCAUUCCAAGAAUUGAUUUUACUUUAUACCAAAGAAGAUAGCAAGGGCGAUCCUGAAAUUAGAGAUGAGGUUUCAUCAUUGCAGUUAAAGAUCUAUGAAAGAAUUCCAAUCCCGGAUUUACCAGUCGUCUUCCCCCACAAAAAGCUCUCUUUCCGUAUCAUUGACACGGUACGCUUGGAUGCUGCCACAGUAGUGGGACUUUUGGCAUUCUUCAUAAACUACAAGUUUGAGGACGUCUUAUCUUCCCCAUCAGCAAUACUUCUUGAUGCUGUUGCUAUCAGUGCUCUUAUAAUUUAUGUGACUCGUGUGGCUCUAGGAUACAAGCAGACAUGGGAUAGGUACCAAUUACUGGUGAACAAGACACUUUACGAGAAAACCUUGGCCAGUGGCUUUGGCUCAGUGCAUUUUCUUUUGGAUGCUUCUGAACAGCAGCAAUACAAGGAAGCCAUUUUGGCCUAUGCAAUCCUUCUCAGAGCAGAGAAAGGCCAGGUCCCUUGUUGCCGAAGCAUUGGAGACAAAUGUGAAAGAUUCAUGUAUGAUGCUUUUAAAGUAAAGGUCGAAAUGCCAAUUGACGAGGCUAUUGAUACCUUGAUGAGGCUUGGCCUUGUAACUGAAACUUCUAUCGAUGGAAGUAACAGACUGCAGGCUGUUCCCUGUCCUAAGGCAUACGAGGGCCUUAAAGAACGAUGGAAUGGUUUGCUCAGAUAGUUCGAUUGUUAAUAUCUAGGGUCAAUUUUCACACUAGCUUCUACGUAUGAAAUUUUUGUAAAAUAUAUUAGAAAUGAUGGUCUGCUUCUUCUUUUUCUUUUUUUAUUAUUUCAUUAAAGGUAUUUGAAUUUUGAAGUUUGUUUUAUAGGAGAACCAGAAGUAAAUUUCUCAGUGGGUAUCCUAUGAGGCACGGGUACUACAUACCAUAUGAUAUUGUGGUACUAUUGAAAGCUCCGGAGUCAAAAAUUUCGACCUCCGUUAGUUUGCCACUUUGCUCUCAAUAGGUUUGCGACUUUGGAAAAGCAUUCAGCUCAGAUUGGGGCGCACACACCAUGAAACCAUGAUGGUAACCAGCAGAAGCCCCCAAGUGAAAAAAUCCAUUCUCAUAGGUUUUCAACUUUGCUCUCAAAAGGUUUGAAACAUUGAAAAUUUGUGACCAACUCAACUCAAGGGAUGGGGAGAACAUACCACGAGAUUAUGGACUGGUGAAACCUUCGGACUCAAAAAGUGCAACCUUGCGUGCUAGCAACUUUGCUCUGACUAGGUUCGAAUCUUUGGAAAAGCAAAGUUCCACAAUUGUGACGACUAUACUGUAACACCUAGACCCCCCUAGAGUAACAGUAAAAUGUGGAUUUCAAAAAGAAUAAUGUUAGUCUGCCCUUCUAUUUUGUUCACUUAUUUUGACUGCUCAUGUAUUUAAUUUUUUUUCUUUUAUUUAUUGAUUAAAGAAGUGAUUAUUAA